Molecule: messenger RNA, 1458 nt
Organism: Drosophila willistoni
Lineage: Eukaryota; Metazoa; Arthropoda; Insecta; Diptera; Drosophilidae
Gene: hgo
Product: homogentisate 1,2-dioxygenase
Exons: 7
Coding region: 16-1329 (437 amino acids)
Biological process (GO): L-phenylalanine catabolic process
Cellular component (GO): cytoplasm
Molecular function (GO): homogentisate 1,2-dioxygenase activity
Source: RefSeq, a predicted model, not a curated record
GACACUUGACUAGAGAUGUCGGAAUACAAGUAUUUGUCGGGAUUCGGAUCGCAUUUCUCAUCUGAAGAUGAACGAUGCCCCAACUCCCUGCCGAUUGGACAAAACUCUCCACAAAUAUGCCCUUACAAACUGUACGCUGAGCAACUUUCUGGUAGUGCUUUUACAGCACCACGAACUGAAAAUCAAAGAACUUGGCUAUACAGAAGACUUCCAUCGGCGGUCCAUCAGCCAUUUAAGCCAUUCGUUGGAGCCAAAUACUUUACUCAGAAUUGGAAUGAACAGCCACCAAAUCCUAAUCAGCUACGUUGGAAACCAUUUGACCUACCCACGGAGAGGAAGAAGCCUGUAGACUUUGUUCAAGGAUUGCACACCGUUUGCGGUGCUGGUGAUCCUCGUGUUCGCCAUGGCCUAGCCAUUCAUGUCUACCUAUGCAAUGUGUCUAUGGAGAAUUCGGCUUUCUAUAAUAGCGAUGGCGAUUUCCUGAUUGUACCUCAGCAAGGAGUCCUCGACAUAACGACUGAGCUGGGCAAAAUGACAGUGGCCCCAAAUGAAAUUUGCGUUAUUCCUCAAGGAAUACGCUUUGCUGUCGGAGUGGAUUCAGUCAGCAGGGGUUAUAUACUUGAAGUAUAUGAUGGCCAUUUUUGUCUACCUGAUUUGGGUCCAAUUGGUGCGAAUGGUUUGGCUAAUCCAAGAGAUUUUCAAACUCCUGUGGCUUGGUUCAAUGAUAAGCAAGUUGAAGAUUUUAAUGUGAUUUCGAAAUAUCAAGGUGGCUUAUUUGUGGCCAAACAGAAUCAUACCGUUUUCGAUGUUGUUGCCUGGCAUGGCAAUUAUGUGCCAUUUAAAUAUGAUCUUAAUAAAUUCAUGGUUAUUAAUUCCGUAAGCUUUGAUCACUGUGAUCCAAGUAUAUUUACGGUCCUCACGUGUCCGAGUUUACGUCCUGGCACAGCUAUAGCCGAUUUCGUGAUAUUUCCACCACGAUGGUCUGUGCAAGAGCAUACAUUCCGUCCUCCAUAUUAUCAUAGAAAUUGCAUGAGUGAGUUUAUGGGUCUUAUAUUGGGACGCUAUGAGGCAAAAGAAGAUGGCUUUGCUGCUGGCGGUGCUACGCUUCAUUCGAUGAUGACUCCACAUGGUCCAGAUGUCAAGUGCUUUGAUGGUGCCUCCAAGGCCAAGUUGGUACCAGAACGUAUUGCUGAGGGAACUCAGGCAUUUAUGUUCGAGACUUCGCUUAGCUUGGCCGUAACCAAGUGGGGAGAGGAAACCUGCCAGAAAUUAGAUGCCGAAUACUAUGAAUGCUGGCAAUCUUUAAAGGAUAACUUUACCAUUCAAUAAUGAAGACUUGGCUUGGCUUUAAUUGGGUACAAUAUCCAAAAAAUUACACUCACACACACACAUACAUACAUAAUCCUUAUUGCUAGAUAAAUACAACCUUAUGUGGUAUACUCGUUUUAAUUGAUCUAA